AUGCGCCUUCUUCUCAUCUUUGAGCUUUUCUUAGCUCUUGCUCUAGCUGCUGAUGGAGAUAUUACACCAGCAACCGUAACGAGUACGUCGUCGUCGCCGACUACAAAAGCUCCAGCUACCGGAGGAGCAAUCACCGCAGCACCCGCCUCUGCAUCGACAACCAGCGGUACACCUACAAGCCCGGUGUCGACAGGCACCAAAGGGACAGGUAGCACUGUUCCAGGAGGCAAUACCGUUCCUGUGAGCAGUACCACAGUUUUACAAACGUCAACCUCAGCAGGUACCACCACAACAACGCUACCUAAGGUGGAUGUCGAAUAUGUAGAGUUCAAACGGAAGUGCGAUGUUGACGGCGAUUGCGAGUACACUCUCGUGGCUCCUCGCAAUGACCAAAGGUUCUUGGCCACCGAGAAAUCAGUGAUCGAUGAAGAGAAUGGUGAAGUCUCCGACAUCUCGAGUAAAAUACAGCAAUUUCAAGAUACAAUCAACAACUCAACAGACGAUGCCCAGAAGGAAAUGCAGGAGCUCACUCGAAAACUGCAGAACGCACAAAAGCUGCUUACCCUGUAUCAAACCGACCUUCAGCAGAUUCAAAAGAAUUUGGAUGACGUCGAAUACCAGCUCCAGUUCUCUAGUCUAUAUAUCGACAUGCUAGCGUACAAUCCACAGCAGUGUUACGCCAAAUGUCUCAUCCCGCCAAAUGCCACUUCUGGUCCAUCGACGACGCCGAGUCCAUGCAGCGGCUACGUGUGUCACAACGGUGGUAGAGGCUGCGAAACAGACCCGAACAACACACCUCACUGCCAAUGUCCUGGAAAUCUGGACGGCUACCAGCACUCCUGCUCUGAUUCGGGCAUAAUCAUAACAACGACUCCAUCUGACAACAUACCCUUCUACUCUCCUGGCUUUUACGGCCCUGAUUCUUCCAAUUUCACUGCACCGAUCAAGGACAUUCUCUGCAGCUGGACGUUACAAAGUAGUUCCGGGGAAAAUGGCUAUGACGCGACCAAGCUCAACUUCACAAAUCUGGAUUCAUCGACAUCCACUCUGACUUUCUACACUGCGAAUGGAGCCGCAAUUCAGGCAACAAACACAUUCACUCUAAGAAAACUCGAGAGUGUGCUGAAGGAGUCACCGAUCACCAUCGAGUUCACGGCGAAGAGCGGAUCAACCUCGUCAUUCUUCUUUGAUAUGACUGAACUGUGA
Messenger RNA from Ostertagia ostertagi, 1206 nucleotides. The record is from the annotation of a GenBank genome assembly. NCBI's taxonomy places the organism in Eukaryota, Metazoa, Nematoda, Chromadorea, Rhabditida, Trichostrongylidae.